This is a messenger RNA of Cuscuta campestris, 1902 nucleotides long. The record is from the annotation of a GenBank genome assembly. NCBI's taxonomy places the organism in Eukaryota, Viridiplantae, Streptophyta, Magnoliopsida, Solanales, Convolvulaceae.
CCACUCUCAUAGCUUUCAAAUAGUCGUCAAAUACUUUUGUCAACUCUACCCAAUUUCAAUCCCAAAAUCACAGCGUAGGGUACCCCCGCCGUCGUGCUCUCAAUUCCCCGGCGAAACCAGUCGAAUUCUCAUUUGCCGAUGAGCUGACGACACCACAAUUCGCCAUAGCCUGAGGGUGCAUUUGUUCAAGGACCUGUAUUGUGGAAGGUUGGACACAUUUUCUUUGGAAGCCAUGGGCAGUGCUUUUAAUUCUCAGAUCUUAGUGGAUAAGCUGGCCAAGCUCAAUAGUUCCCAGCAAAGCAUCGAGACUCUAUCACAUUGGUGUAUUUUUCACAUGAAUAAAGCAAGACAAGUUGUUGAGACAUGGGAACGUCAAUUUCAUUGUGCUGCACGGGAGCAACAUUUAGCUUAUCUCUAUCUUGCAAAUGAUAUUCUUCAAAACAGCAGACGCAAGGGUUCAGAAUUUGUGGGUGAGUUUUGGAAGGUUCUUCCAGGGGCAUUGCGCAAAGUAAUUGAGAGCGGGGAUGAAUCUGGAAGGAAUGCGGCACUACGGUUGAUUAGUAUUUGGGAGGAAAGAAAAGUAUUUGGCUCUCGAGGACAGAUUCUAAAGGAAGAAUUUGCAGGGAAGCAUGGCGAAAACAGCUGUAGAAUUGAGAAGCCCUCGGGGUUCAAGCUGAGGCAUGUCGGAAAUGGACUGGAAAAAAUAGUUUCCAGUUAUCAGGUGCUAUAUGGAGGGCAUAUAGAUGAGGAUGCUUUGUUAAAUAGAUGCAGACAUGCUAUAAACUCAGUUGAGAAAAUCGACAAGGAAAUUGAAUGCGACCAAAACUCAGGACACCUUACUGGGUCCAAAAUUGCACAUGAGCUUAAGGGGCAGCAUGAGAUUUUGAGGGACUGUAUUGAGCAGCUAAUGACAGUGGAAUCAUCCAGAGCAAACCUUGUCUCACAGCUUAGAGAUGCUCUGAGGGAACAGGAAUAUAAACUAGAAUCAAUCCGCGGUGAGCUACAGGCUGCUCAGUUACGUUCAGAACAGGCAAACAGUAUGUCCAAGCGGUUGCUUAAUGGUGACAACGGCGUCCGAAUAUUGGGCGAGCAUGGCGGCGGGGGCAGUGAUGAUCAACCCGCUGCCGCCUCUGCCUCUCAAACAGUUCACAGUCUCAAACUGGAGAGUGGUGGAGACCGAACAGCUCCGGUCAUGUACACCCGCCACGUGGAAAACCCCGCCCGCCACCUGGAAGAAGAGGACCCCAAGUCUGCAGCCGCAGCGGUCGCCGCCAAGCUGACCGCCUCGACAUCCUCUGCCCAGAUGCUGACCUACGUCCUCUCCUCCCUUGCGUCCGAGGGCGUCAUCGGCACCCAGACCAAUGAUUCCAACCGCAACGCUUACGCUCCUCCCGCGGAGAAAAGGGCGAGACUGGAAGCCGAAUACGUCCCAAACGAACAACCCCCUCCCCCAUCAUCCCCGCCGCCUCCCAUGCCCCCUCUACCCCCCAUGCAACCCUCCUACCCGCCCUUUUUGGAGAACCCGGGGCCCAUACACAAUGCGGGGUACAUGUUCCCGCAGGGGGUCCCACCCCCCAUCAACGGACUGUUGCCCUUUUCUGCUCCUCCGGGAAAUGUUGUUUUUCAGAUGUAUCAACCAUCUGACGGCGGUUUCUAUGCCCCUCCGCCGCAAUCAACCUUGCCUAUGGCGCCCGCCAGCAGCCGCCAGUGAGUGAUAGUAGUAGUAGCAGUAGUAGUGUUUUGUGUUUGUGGGGGAUGAUAUAAAGUGAAUUUGCACAUUCUUGAGUUUUAACAGUCCUAUGUUGUAUACAAGUAAAUAUCCAUAACUUGGAAUUUGUAGCCUGUUUUGACCCCUUGUUUUUAAUUAAUACUAUAUAUUUAGCACUACUGGCUUGUGGCUGU